Messenger RNA from Cryptomeria japonica (Japanese cedar), 653 nucleotides. RefSeq lists its product as uncharacterized. Bases 61 to 501 code for a protein of 146 amino acids. The transcript has a single exon. NCBI's taxonomy places the organism in Eukaryota, Viridiplantae, Streptophyta, Pinopsida, Cupressales, Cupressaceae. The record is from RefSeq and is a predicted model, not a curated record.
UUCAUCUUCACCCAACCCUUUUUAAUCAACAAGGAAGGAUCCCUUCCCCUGUUAUUUGCAAUGUUGAGAUCUUUCUCACAGAGGAUGGAUCGCCCACAGAUCAGGCUGGGCAAGCAGAGAUCUGUGAAUCACUGCUGCUCAUUCUGUGAUGAUGAGGAGGAAGAAUAUUGUAUUGCAAAUGGUGAAUGGAGUAGGAAGAUGAGCCAAGAAAGUGGAAGUGGAAGCGGAAACUGGUGGAAGAAAGGAUGGAACAGCGUGAGAAGAGCAGGGGAAUGGUCGGAGUCGUUGAUGGAGGAAGCGGGGAAUCGAAGCGGCCCUAAAUGGAGAUUAUUUGUUCGCAGGCUCAGAUCCAUUUACCCUCGCAAGCCACUCCGAUCUCAUUAUGAUGAAUUCAGUUAUGCCCUAAAUUUUGACGAAGGCUCUUGGCAAGAAUCGGAUGAUCUUUACCACUCUAGUUCUGCCAGAUUCGCUCCGCCACUGCAAAAGGCUAGGGUUUUCUGAAUCCAGAUCUUUAUUACCUUGUUCAAUUUCAAAUAAAUGUGCUCGGAAACUUGUAAAAUCGGGUCUGACAGUUGUUCUUAGAAUUUCUUUAUGAGAUGCGAAAAUUUCUCUGUUAAAUCUGGAAAGUAAUACGAUAUUCCCUUUUUAUCGAC